Messenger RNA from Dentiscutata erythropus, 276 nucleotides. NCBI's taxonomy places the organism in Eukaryota, Fungi, Glomeromycota, Glomeromycetes, Diversisporales, Gigasporaceae. The record is from the annotation of a GenBank genome assembly.
ACAACAAAAUAGAUUUUUAUAUGAUUCUAAUAGUGCAACCACAAUGAACACAACUCCUGCCACCCUAGAAACUUUUGCAACUGAAGAUCAAAUUUAUUUACAACAAAGAAAAUUCCAACUUGCACAACAAGUUUACAACAAUCAAACUAACAACCAGUUAGGAAGGUCCUUCUCGCAAUAUACUUCGAGUAAGGCCAAUCCUCAAUAUAUAUGUGGUGUCAUAACAGCUACAACCGGUCAACCAUGCAGACGUGCAGUAACUGCUGAAGGAGAAAG